AUGCUGGAUCUUGACUGCAACGAAUUUGUAAAAAACGAGGAAACAUACUAUGAUAGAGUUAUAAAAUGCGAUCCUUUGUAUGAUAAAGUAGCUCUGAUAUUGAAUUGUAGAAGUCAAUUUAAAACAACGAUAGCAUUAAAUUUUAUAUGCGCUUUACUAUAUUUAAAUGAAGAAGGCCAAACUAGGAGAAAAUCUUUGUAUAUUCAUGCUCAAAAUAUGAUUAGAAUCAGCGGUUGUCUCACUGCCAUGACAAAUCUCUUCAUAAGCUUUAUGUUGUAUCAAGAUACCUUGAAAGCUUUGUGUCGGAGCAUCAGCGAGGCUUGCCGGGACUCUGCGACCAAUCAGACAUGUUGCUCACAUCUCAUACCUUUGUGUAUACGACGAUGUCGCGGGGGAAGUUUAGACAUGUUUAUUGUGUUACAAAGUCUGUUGUCGUACAACCGUCACAAUGUUAAACUGUUUUAUGAAAGCGAUGGAAUAACAAUAUUUACAAGAGAAUCAUUACAACACCCAUUUUGCUUGCAACUGUUGAACACCGUCGUCGAGAAUACGACAAAUGAAAAUAAGGAUGUGUUAUUAAAGUCAACUUAUGUAUUUGAGCAUCUUCGAUAUUUACAGCAUCGAUAUGGUGGAUCAAAUCUGAUAGGAGAUUGGAUAUCCAUAAUUUUGUUUUCUUAUCGAAAGGUUUUUAAUAAAAAUGUUGAAAUAAAAAAGAUUCCCAUCAACCAAAUAGAAGAUAUAGACACUAAUAAUUAUUCAAAAAAUGUUUGUUCUAACAAAAUUAAAACGUUAAGUGAUACGAAUGAAUUGUUUCGAAAUAUUUUGAAUGAAUUAGGACAUCAAAAAGCGAAUUUUAAACAUUACAAAAAUACAAAAGAAACAAAAAACAGUAUUAAUAUCAAUUUCGAUAAUGAUUACCAUCAAACAAUGAAUGUAGAGGAGAAAAGACUCAAAGAUAUUGUAAGCAAGCCAGUUUUAAGCCGGGCCGGGAGCUAUGAUCUUUCGUUUUCAAGUAUAUUGAAAGAUCGUCUAAAUUAUUUUAAAGGUCAAAAGCUACAAACCAAUCAAACCAUCAAAAAGGACAGAACCCUCACAACCCAAAUUUAUAGUAACAAAAAUCAUUCUCUUUUGUUCUUUUCUGAGGAAGGCCCUCGAAAUAUAACUCAAAAUUUAGAAAAAGCUUCUAUUUCAACGUUGACAGAAAAUGAAGAUCAAGACUCUACGUUUAAGUUUGCGCCUCCUUUUGUUUCUACUCCGAAAAAAAGUAAAACGUUGAGAUCUUCAUCCAUAUCACAGUCAGUCCAUCAAUUUUCAAAAUUAUCAAGAUGUAAGCGAAAAUAUAACAAACAAACUAAAAUAAAUAAAGACAUAAUUAUUAAGAGAAUAUUAUUAGAAAGUAAACAGGUACAGAAUAAAUCACUCGGUGCCAAAUUUAUCGACAUCCUCAACGGAUCUUGCACGACUCUUGUGAAAAGCUUCACUUGCUUCAAAAAUAUAUUUCGUAGUAAGGAAUCAUCGACGUCUAGAGACGAAAACGUCAAUAAAUCUCGUACAACCAAUUUUAAUUUACCUAGUAAUACUUUUACAAAUUACAUGCAUAAUAGAGAUGCACACACUGACCAUCGUAGUAAAAACAAGGAUGGAACAUUUUUUAAUACCGAGUUUAGUAUCGAAGAUGAUAAGUAUCACUUACAGGAGUGCAACACGUGCAACGAUACUAUUACCUUACAACAGAAAUUUAAAAAUGAUUUAAAAUUACAACAAACAGUUAAAAAAUUAAAAUUUGGUAUAAACUUGUAUGGAUGUGAUUUCAAGAAAAUAUCAAGAAUUAUGUGGCCAAACGAACACUACAUGACCCCGAACGUGUUGUACAAUUUAUAUCGGAAACUUAUAAUAAAAUAAGUUACAAUAAGUAUGUACUUA
Molecule: messenger RNA, 1923 nt
Organism: Melitaea cinxia (Glanville fritillary)
Lineage: Eukaryota; Metazoa; Arthropoda; Insecta; Lepidoptera; Nymphalidae
Exons: 8
Coding region: 1-1902 (633 amino acids)
Source: RefSeq, a predicted model, not a curated record